AGAAGACUCAGCCUUUGGAUGCGUUGCAGGAGAAAGAUCGCCUGAUCCUUGAGUUGUCCAGCAACAACCUGAAGGCAUCCAAAUAUGACCAGGUAAGGUCAGACUAUGAGCAGCUCAGACACACCUACAGUGCUGUGAGUUAGGAGAGAGACAGCCCAACAGGAGAGGAAACGGCUCCAAGGCAAACUGGAGAACCUCGAGCAGGUCCUCAAGCAUAUGCGAGAGGCUGCUGAGAGGAGGCAGCAGUUGGAUGAAGAGCAUGAGCAGGCCCUGGCUGCCCUCACCACCAAGCAGCAGAAGAUCCACCUUCUGCAUAAGGCUCAGGUUGAAGCUGAGAGAGAGCAUGAGGGAGCGGUCCACCUGUUAGAGGCCAAGGUUCGCGACCUGGAGCAGAAAUGCAGGUCACAGACUAAACAGUUUGGCCAGUUGUCCAAGAGCCUGGAAGAUUUCAGUCUGGAGGCAGAUACUGUGGACAUCUUCAGCACUGAGCCUUUCUCCAAACAAAAAAUUCCCCUUUCCCUGGAAAAUAAACUCUCCCAAAUCCUCAACGGACUGGCAGUGCAGGCAGGGAAAGGCAAUGAGAGCUCGGCAAACACUCCACUGAUAUCGAAGUUCCUCCGCUCACUGCAGAUCGGAGACAGAGACAGGCCAGAGCUGCUAUCUGUCAAUCCCACCACCGUGACAACGAGCUGCCCCAGCAGCCCACAACGGGCGACCCUCUCAGAGAUGGAGGAUGAGGUCAGCCCUGCGCCCCGGUCCAAGCCUUGCUACACUGGCACGGUCCGUCUCUGCACCGCCCGCUACAGUUACAACCCUUACGAUGGGCCAAACGAGCACCCAGAGGCAGAGCUCCCCCUGGUGGCUGGGAAGUACCUAUACGUGUACGGCACCAUGGACGACGACGGUUUCUACCAAGGUGAGCUGCUGGACGGCCAGCGAGGGCUGGUCCCGUCCAACUUUGUGGAGUUUGUCCAAGACAAGGAGAAACCAUCCAUCCAACUAGGGGACGGAGAGGAGGACCUGGGCUCUCUGGACCAUAUCACCCUUGGCCUGAUGGGGGUGGAUGGAGGGGCCCCUCAGGAUGGGCUACUGGGUUCCAGCAACCCCCUGGGCCCCUGCAGCAACGGCACAGGGCCCCUGGACCCUGAGGAUCUGGUCGAUGACAUUGUGCCUUACCCCCGGAGGAUCACCCUGAUCAAGCAGUUGGCCCGUAGCGUCAUUGUGGCCUGGGAGCCCCCCAUGGUGCCCCUGGGAUGGGGAAAAAUCAGCUGCUACAACGUGCUGGUGGAUGGCGAGGUGCGUGCCAGCAUACCCUACGGCGACAGGACCAAGUCGUUGUUGGAGAAGCUGGAUCUGGACACGUAUACGCACCGCGUGUCCGUGCAGAGUGUGACAGACAGGGGCCUGUCGGAUGAGCUGCGCUGCACCCUGAUGGUGGGAGCCAACGUGGUGGUGGCACCGUAUGGACUGCGUGUGGACGACAUCCUGCGCGACUCAGCCGAGCUCUCAUGGUUGCCCAGCAACAGUAACUAUGGGCACACAGUGUUCCUGGACGGGGCAGAGCAUGCAGUGGUGAAGCCUGGGUGGUACAGGCUGCGCUUUGUUAACCUCAAGGCCAUGACGGUAUACAAGGUGAGGGUGGUGGCCCGGCCACACCAGGUGCCAUGGCAACUGCUCAUGGAACAGAGGGAGAAGAAGGAGGCUGCUGUGGAGUUCUGUACACAAGCUGCUGGCCCCCCAUUACCACCUCAGGAGGUGCAGGUGCAGUGUGGCCAGGCACCAGGGGUCCUGCAGGUGCGCUGGAAGCCCCCUAUCCUCUCAUCCAGUGGAACCUCCAAUGGAGCCUGCGUCAUCGGAUACGCAGUCUGCACUAAAGGACAAAAGAUAGCAGAGGUGUUGUACCCUCUGGCUGACUAUGUGACAGUGGAGCUGAACAGGAUCCAGUGUCUGGAGGCCAGGGAGGUCAUCGUCAGGACGUUAUCAGCACAGGGAGAGUCCCAGGACUCCCACGUUGCCCCCAUUCCAAACAACCUACUGUUGCCGCCUCCUCACCCUGCCCCUGUGCCCCCUCAGCAACCACACGCACCCCACCUCCAGUCACCUCACCUCCACCACCCCCAACUACCCCUGCCUCACCUCCAGCCUCCCUCACCCCUGCCUCACAGACAACCCUUCCCUAACCACAGUCCUCAAACCCAGCCACACCUCCAACCCCUGCCCCCUCAUCUUGUUCCCCAGCCUCACCGACAGCCUCAACCCGCUCACCCUGGUGGUCCUCCACAGCCCUUGCACCUCCAGUCUCAUCCUCCCCAUACAAUUUCCCAGCACCGCCUACCCCUGCUGCCCCACCCACCCCCCCAGCUCCACCAGAGACCAGUAAGUGCCAGAGACCUGGAAGCCAAAGAGCAGGUGGUCCAGCAUGGGGGCGUCCCAAGCCAGCCCUGGGACCCUACCCACUCCCCCUCCGCCCAGCCUCCUCCUGCCCCCAUGUACGGGCACACCCUGGAGGCGCCCCUUUCUGCCAACCACCGCUCGCCCUCUCCCCAAAGGAUCCUGCCACAGCCCAGGGGCACCCCCAUCCCAGACCAAAUGGCCAAAGCCAUCGCCCGCGAGGCAGCACAGAGGGUGGCUGCAGAGAGUGGCAGAAUGGAGAGGAGAGUCGUCUACAAUGAGCAGGGCCAGGCCUUCCACCAACAGAACUCAGACGAGGAAGAGGAGGAUGAGGAAGGGUAUGGUCACGGCCGCAGGAGAAGGGGGGCCUCAGUAGAUGAAUUCCUCAGAGGGUCCGAGCUGGGCAGGCCGGCCCACUACAGCCACAGUGAGGAGUACCACAGUGAUAGCAGCCGGGGCUCUGACCUUUCUGACAUCAUGGAAGAGGAUGAGGAGGAGCUCUACUCUGAAAUGCAGCUGGAGGAGGGACGACGACGCAACUCCCAUAAUGCACUCAAGACUGGGAACACCCCCUCUGGGGGGCGGCUGGAUCGGGAGACGGGGAGAAGAAUGCCUCGGGACGGCCCGCAGCCCCAGAGACACCCUCUUAUGGUGCCCUCCAUUGAGAUAACCACAGAGAGUAACAGUGAUGGGAACCUCUCCCCCGUCACGGAAGAUGUUUACUAUGGCAGUGUAGCACGGCACAGGACGUGGUCGUCCAGCCGACGCCCCACAGGCGCCAAGCCUUCCUAUAAUGAGGGAUACAGGGACAGGGAACGCCGCUCCCCUCCUAACUACGAUGAGUCAGAACCUGAAGAAUCAUUCCGGAUCUUUGUGGCUCUGUUUGACUACGACCCCCUGUCCAUGUCUCCCAACCCGGACGCAGCAGAUGAGGAACUGCCCUUUAAAGAGGGCCAGAUCAUCAGGGUAUAUGGUGAUAAGGACACUGAUGGUUUCUACCGAGGGGAGAUCAGGGGAGGCAGGAUGGGGCUCCUGCCCUGCAACAUGGUGUCAGAGAUCAGGGCUGAGGAUGAGGAGACCAUGGACCAGCUCAUCAAGCAGGGCUUCCUCCCACUCAACACACCAGUGGAUAAAGUUGGAAUAGGGCAGGACAGACGAGGCCUCUGCCAGCACCAGGCCACCAGGAGGAUGGUGGCCCUCUAUGAUUAUGACCCCAGAGAGAGCUCCCCCAACGUGGACGUGGAGGCUGAGUUGACUUUCUGUGCUGGUGACAUACUCGCUGUAUUUGGAGAGAUUGAUGAAGACGGGUUCUACUAUGGUGAAAUCAAUGGCCACCGUGGCCUCGUCCCCUCCAACUUUCUGGAAGAAGUGCCUGACGAUGUGGAGGUGUACCUGACGGACACUCCAUCCCGCUACGCCCAGGAUGAACAUGCCAACCGGGCCGAGGCUAAAAGGGUAACUACGGAUACCACAGAGAGCACGACCCCGCCUGUCCGAGCAGCAUCCCCCAUGGUGCGUCCCGUGUGUCCCCCAGGCACCAUGCGGCCCAUCAGCCCCACCAGGGGGCCCCAGGGACCUCCGAGACAACAAAAAGAAAAAGGACUGCUCUCCAAGGGGAAGAAACUGCUCAAGAGACUCUCUCCGGUUAAAUAA
Molecule: messenger RNA, 4044 nt
Organism: Salmo salar (Atlantic salmon)
Lineage: Eukaryota; Metazoa; Chordata; Actinopteri; Salmoniformes; Salmonidae
Source: RefSeq, a predicted model, not a curated record